Pungitius pungitius (ninespine stickleback) is the source of this 4565-nucleotide messenger RNA. RefSeq names its product UDP-Gal:betaGlcNAc beta 1,4- galactosyltransferase, polypeptide 5 (gene b4galt5). Gene Ontology annotation, molecular function: UDP-galactose:glucosylceramide beta-1,4-galactosyltransferase activity. Gene Ontology annotation, cellular component: Golgi apparatus. The coding region runs from base 545 to 1690 and encodes 381 amino acids. Lineage: Eukaryota; Metazoa; Chordata; Actinopteri; Perciformes; Gasterosteidae. The transcript has 9 exons. The record is from RefSeq and is a predicted model, not a curated record. Gene Ontology annotation, biological process: carbohydrate metabolic process.
CCACCCCCGCCCUUACCACCCCCACCCGCCCACUUCCAUUCACAGGACCAGCAGGCGGGCGGGCGGAGCGGCCACAGCACCUCCACCACAAAUUAAUGAUGGUUUCUCACUGAAGACGAACCGCCAGGUCCGGAGUAGAGCUGGCAUCCGCCAACCGUUUCUUUUUUUUUUUACACUGGACACAAACUGCGACGCCAACCCCCCCCCCCCACCCUUCCAACAUAUAGCCACCCCCCCUCCUCUCGGGGACGGAUUUAUUUGACCGUCUUCGUCGAGCACCGCUCCUCCUGCGCCUUCCGGCCGCCGCCGACUUCCUUCUGUCUUCUUCGCCGUCACCCUCAUCUUCAUCAUCAUCAUCAGCAGCAGCAGCCUCGCUUUGCCGCAGGAACCCGGGAGAGCGGACCGCGCGCUCCGGCACCUGGACACGUCUCACCCGGCCGCGUUCGGAAGAUUACGGGAAACCUGCCCCCCCCACCCCCCCUCACCACACCCACCACCCCGCGUGCGUGCGUGCGUUCUGGGGGUUUCUGUCGCCGCCUGUAUAAUGCCGACACAUCUGCGGCUCCGGAGAAGGUCAUUCCUCGGGCUCCUGUUCCUCUUCUCCCUGUCAACCUCCGCGCUGUACUUCAUCUACUCCGCCCCAGGAAUCGUGAACGAGUAUGUGUUCAUGGUCCAGGCUCGAGGGAUCCAGAUCCGAGAGAACGUGAAGAACAUUGGGGCUCAGGUUCUCGAGCAGGUGGUGCGAGGAGCUUACAGCGCCAACGGCACAGAUUAUGCCUACGAGUUCAAUGUGAGCGAGAGCGAUGCUCCUCCCACCACGUACCUGCCCGAGGGCUUCACCUACCUCUCCUCUCAGGUGUGCCCUGAACGCCUGCUCUCCAUGAAGGGCAGGUUGGAGGUGAACAUGAGUGAGGUGUCUUUGGAGGAGGUGGAGCGAUCCUUGCUGGAGGGGGAGCCCAACAAGACUCCAGGAGGCCACUGGAAGCCCAAAGACUGUCUACCUCGAUGGAAGGUGGCGAUCCUGGUCCCGUUCAGGAACCGACACGAACACCUGCCCAUCCUCCUGAGGCACCUGGUGCCGGUGCUGAAGAGACAGAGACUCCAGUUUGCCUUUUAUUUCAUAGAGCAGGGGGGCACGGAGCCAUUCAACCGCGCCAUGUUGUUCAACGUGGGCUUCAAGGAGGCUAUGAAGGACCUGGACUGGGACUGCCUGGUCUUCCACGACGUGGACCACCUCAUGGAGAACGACAGGAACUACUACGGCUGCUCGGAGAUGCCCCGCCACUUUGCGGUCCAACUCGACAAGUACUCCUACAUGCUUCCGUAUAAUGAGUUCUUCGGGGGUGUCAGCGGUCUCACGGUGAAGCAGUUCGAAAAGAUUAAUGGAUUUCCAAACGCAUUCUGGGGCUGGGGAGGAGAGGACGAUGACCUGUGGAACAGGGUGCAGUUCGCCAACUACUCCGUAAGUAGACCGCCCGGAGAGCAGGGCCGAUACAUGUCCAUCCCGCACCACCACCGCGGGGAGGUCCAGUUCCUGGGGAGGUACGGCCUCCUGCGCCACUCGAAGGAGCGACAGCGAGUGGACGGCCUCACCAACCUGAACUACUCCCCCCUGGUGUCCAGGAGGCCUCUCUACACCAACAUCACGGUGCGCCUCAACAGGGAGCUGGCGCCCGUGCCUGACUACUGACGCCGGGACGCCCGGACUGCACCCCCGCCCCCCUUGCGUGCCCCCUCACCCCCAAUCCCACCCCGGGGCCCAGAGGCCUCCGGGACCUCAGCCAUAUCUCACCGGCUGCAGCACCGCUGAGGACUUUUUAAGUUGAUCGAUUCUUCGUCUCUUUUGUUUUUGUAUUAAAAAAAAAAAGAGACUGAAAGAAGUGUGUCGGAAGAACCGUAGACUAGAAGGAUAAACGCUGCACGCGCUUAUGCCACACACCCCGCUCCCUUACCCCCCCCCCCCCUCCACACACCCUGCUCCCAGCCCCCCCACACACCCCGCUCCCUGCCCCCCCAGGCCCGUCUAGUCUCCACAUGCCUUUUGCACCAUUUUGGCCUUCAGCAUCCAUUCCACUUGUUAUCCAGUCAAAGCUCACCCCCAUGCUCAAUGUGCUCCUUACUCCAACUAGGCCACAACACGUGCACAUGCACACACAUACACACACAUUUGACUCACAUGUGCUGACCUGGUCCCUGAAGCCUUGUUUUUUUUUUAGUUUUCUUCUUGCAGCAUUUUUUUUUCUUCAUAAAUGCAGUAGAAUAAAAGUGCACGGGAGAACAUUUGCCCACAGACACACACACACGCACAAAGACACACACACCAUGCCACUCUCAGCCGAGCGGACUCUCGCAGCUGGUCCUGCUGGAGUUUUUCUAAAAUCCACACGCAAAAACAAGCAGGAGGAAGAAAAGAAGAUAACUGCUGGAUGUGCGUGUGCUGACAGAAGGUACCAAACCCCCCCCCCCCCCUCCUGGCCACGCUGCGUCCCAUCAGCGACCCCCCCCCCCCCUCUUCGCAGCAUCCCAUGAGCCCCCCUCCUCCUCGCCACGUCCCGUGAGCCCCCCCCCCUUCAUCACGCUGCGUCCCAUGAGCGCCCCCCUCAACGCCUGUUAGCAAUAAGCGGGAACCUUGGACGGCAGAACUUUAGAGACUUGACAGCAGGUGCUGGCUCGCCCUCAUUGGACCACAGAAGGAGGAGGAGCCUCAGCGUAUGCAAACGUCACAAACCAAGCAGCUUUGCCUACGCAGCGCCCUCUUCAGUGCGUCUGUGUGCAAAUGGCUGAUGUCAGAGCGAGGUCACCGCCGUGACCUCUGGGAGGCUUCAGAUCCGCAUGCAGGUCCCGACUAAUAGAUCCCACGUCCUCAACGUAUGAAAUCACCUUGUUUUGUACACUUGACUGCUGUCAGUUGUGUUUACAGACGCUUUUGCUUUGUUGUUGUUGUUGUUUUUCCCCCAGAGGGUCUGGUGUUUGUAACCGUGUCAGCCGCGAGUCUCAUCUAACGUUGCCUUUGUUUUAUUUUUAAACUGACAAGCGUCUUCAUCUCUUCAAAGAAUAGAUGAGCCACUGAUCUAUAUAUAUAUAUAUAUAUAUAUAUAUAUAUAUAUAUAUAUAUAUAUAUAUAUAUAUAUAUAAAAAGCUCCAUGUCGAUGCCAGUGGACUGACCCUUGAACGCCCCCCCCUUUCCAUCUGUGUGUUGAUUUUCAUUUUUUUUUUUACAGAAAACAAGCACUGUCCUGUAGUCACUACAGCUACUUCCAUUUCACUCAUCGCCUUGUAUGCGUUUGUGAAGAAGCGUCUUCUGGAGGAAAUGAAACUGGAAGUAAAGAGGCUGGACCUCGCUUUAUUUAUUCAAUCUUUUAACGGAUUAUUUUGCUGAUUUUACCUCGUUUAGCGAUGGACUGUCUUAGAUGCACUGAAACUUGUAGUUGUGUGUAUUUUAAAGUGGGCGUAUGUGAGGUUUGGGUCUGUGUAAUAUGGGGGGGUGGGGGGGUUCUCUGCGUGUGUCGACCUGCCAACACAGAUGACGUUGGAGGCAACCUUUUUGUGUGACGACCACAGGGAGGUCGAGACGGAGUCAGAGACCUGCCAUCGGUCGACGCCCCCCCCCCCCCCCCCCCCCCCCCCCCCCCCUCCAAUUCUAAUUGAUAAUCUACGGUGCUGACCUCUCCAGAGCCUCGCUGCGUGCCGACAGGAGCUGGUUGAUCAUGAAAAGACAACCGCCCACGCCGGUGUGUGUACUUCCUGCUCCCCGGGUUGACUUCUCUUUUUGAGUUCUCUUUUGUGUUUGAGUGAAAUGUCAAAAAAUGCUUCUCCAUCUACAUUGUGAGUUGUUGUCUUUUUGUCUCGAUAGAAGUCACAUGACAAAAACUUCACGUGUUUUUUGUUUUUCAUUUUGAAUCCAACAAACUAGAUGGACGUGUAGCAUAAGAAACCAAACGGUUUGUUUUUGUAAGCGAGGUGAAGACCCUGACCUCUGACCUCUGACCCUGGAGUCAGUAUUGGGCUCUGUGGCUUCCUGCCUGACGGACAGUCACAUGUCUCCCUCCCGCGCUUUAAAGGUGACAACAGGAAGCGUGUCAUGUUUGUCAGAGCCUGCUGCCCCCCCCCCCCCCCCCCCAUCCGAUCCGUUCUGUACCAGUUUAGAUGAAGGGACCUUUCUUUGGGGACCUGACAAAACUGGCAGCCUUAAAGCUUCUUAAUUUAUUGAGUUUUCCACGGGAGUUUCUUUUUUUCUUUUUUUACAAAGCAAAGACUUUCAAUUGCAAAUAAAAUAAAGUGCGUAUCAAUAAACCGAUCAUUGUAAAUAUUAUUGUGUGUAGGGUUUUAGACAUUCAGUAAAGGUCUUAAAUCACUAUGGAUGCGUGAAGGAGGUUCAUCGCUAGUGAAGCUAACGCAAAUACAUCACUGUUUUUACACCCCCCCCACGAUGGCUCUUUUGUAAAAUGUAAAAAAUAUAUAUUACCCCCUCCGUCCACGAAGUGUAGAUUCCGCGUCAUUUCCGGGGGGGGGGUAAAACACCCCAUCUGCUUACACGCAAUGAAACAUGACCGCUGCCCCCCCCC